Acanthochromis polyacanthus (spiny chromis) is the source of this 1940-nucleotide messenger RNA. RefSeq names its product cardiac phospholamban-like. Gene Ontology annotation, molecular function: ATPase inhibitor activity. Lineage: Eukaryota; Metazoa; Chordata; Actinopteri; Pomacentridae. Gene Ontology annotation, cellular component: sarcoplasmic reticulum; membrane. The coding region runs from base 393 to 554 and encodes 53 amino acids. Gene Ontology annotation, biological process: negative regulation of calcium ion import into sarcoplasmic reticulum; negative regulation of ATPase-coupled calcium transmembrane transporter activity; negative regulation of heart rate. The transcript has 2 exons. The record is from RefSeq and is a predicted model, not a curated record.
UUUUCUGUUUAUUUUUUGGUUAAAAUUGGUCUUUUUUCUGUAUCCCCACCAGACAGAGGAAACCAGUACCAGCUUCCUCUCUGUGGUAAAGCCUUUCUGAGGACGUCCUCCCUCUCUCUCUCUCUGUCUUCCCUCCCUCUUCCUCCCUCUCUCUCUCUCUAUCGUGGUGUUUACAGCCCAGCAGAGCUGCAUAUCUGACAUUUCAUUCUCAAACUCCAGUCGGCCCUGUUCUCAUCUGAAAGACAAGACAAGACAAGACAAGGUUCUGGUAGUUCUUGUUGUCUCAUCAGGACUGACCUGAACCUCCAGACCUGGUCUCCUCUAGACUCCCUUCCUGACCUCUCUCCAGCUCUUCAUCCAGCCGGUCAAGAUCUAAUCCACCAGCCGCCUCCAUGGAGCGCGUCCAGCACAUGACCAAGUCGGCCAUCCGCCGGGCGUCUCAGAUCGAGGUCAACCCUCAGGCCAAGAGGAACCUGCAGGAGCUCUUCGUCAACUUCACCCUCAUCCUCAUCUGCCUGCUCCUCAUCUACAUCAUCGUCCUGCUGAGCAGCUGAGCGGCAGCAGAGCGACACGCAGAGAGUUUUUGGUGGGCCUGAGGGUUCUGCUGAUACAUGGAGGAAGCACUCCUAUCAUCUCCAUGUAUCAGAAGAACCAAAGAAAACAGCCAAACUCUCUGUCAGAGCUCCGGGGAGAUGUUGCUACCAGGCUGAUCGGGGAUCAGCUCCACAGGGAAUGAUCAGAAGUGACCCGACUGCACCAGUUUAAACCCUGCAUGUACAUCUGCUGCUCGUUCAGAUCACCACCAGCAAAGCGCUCCGUUAGGCUGAUUUACAGAACUUACACAUUAAUACAUUACUGCUGUUUGACUUCCAUUUCCCAUGAGCCCUGCCGCUUCCUGCUGAAACAUAAACACGCUGAAAAUGAUUUUUUUCCACGAGUAUUUUUACUCCUUUCUUGGUGCGCCGCUGCCAGAAACCACAGACGAACCACAACGAAAGGUUUUGAACAUGGGCUUCCUUGUAAUGCUGCUACCUCGGUGGUUAACGGAGUCUGAAAAUGUAAAUUUAAGCAAAAAAGAAAGAAAAAAGCAGCAGAGUGAUAACACACGAGACCCCAAACGAACCAUCUCUGCCUUAAACUUCCUCUAAAGUAGAAUUUAGAGAACAUCAGCAUCAGUGGAUGAUCUCUGGAAACAGUUCAGUCUAAAGUUCUGCUACAUGUGUCUCUAAAACCAAGUGUCCGAUAACUUACACUGAUUAAAAAGACAGUUUUAAAUAGGAAAAAGCUGCAAAUCUAUUAAAAAAUAUAUAGGAUUCUGUCGCCUCCUAGUGGCUAAAUCACAAAAUACACCACAGCGGGUUAUUUAUACUGUGUAAAAUAUGACACAAACACUAUUAUUUGAUUUAGAAAUGUCUAAUUCGACUCGUCUGUUUGAAGUAAUUACUGCCAAAUAAGUCGACUGCAGCAUUUCAUGAGCGCUCUUCUUGGAUUUAUUCUCGUUUUAACAUGGUACUAUUAGUACUGUAGACCUCUGUAAUGGAUGUGAAGUCUAGACUGAAGGUGUUUCGGUUCAGCCUUAGAAUGAAAUAUAGAAGAUUUGCUUCAUUUUGUCCUUCAGUGUUUGAGAGUGUUGAAACUGCAUGGUGUGAUUUAUGUACCAGACGUGUAAGUUUAGUUAUUAUAAAGCCAGGCUCACAUUUUUUUUGUCUUUUUCUCUGUUCUCACUGACAUACUGAACAUGAAUCGUAGCAACUGUGUAACCAGAAAAGGACAUUUUUUACAUCUUGCCAGCCACAUUUUACUGCACUGCCCUGUAUUUACUAUGAGUUAAAAUGUGAAAAUACAAACGACACGUGAUGAAGAAAUGUUUGAAAAGCUGUACCACCUGAUGUUUAAGCUGUGGAACACCAAAUAAACUGCAUGUCCAUACCUUUAAAAAU